GGCGUAGCCUCGGGCGGGCCCCCGCCCCCGCGCUGCCGGGCCAGCGAGGCCGCCGCGGCGUUCCGGGCGCCGCCGCAUUGACCGCUGCGGUGCGGGAGGCGCGGUCGGUGCAGCCUCGGGGCUGCGGGCGCUCGCUCAGCCCUCGGCCCGCUUGCCCAUGGCCCUGGCCCUUUGGCCCUGGCGCUCUACCCCGCACGUAAUCCCAGCCGCUGGCCUCCGGCAGCCCAGCCUGCCAGCCGCGCGAUGCUGAAUGGCCCAGGCCUGAGCCAGGCUUUUAAGAUGUCGUUGCCGCGGAGGGCGAGGAUCGGCGCGUCCGUGGGACCCGUUCGUUCUUCUGCGGGCUACAAGAAGGCAGAGGAUGAGAUGUCCCGGGCCACGUCUGUUGGAGACCAGCUAGAGGCACCGGCCCGCAUAAUUUACCUCAACCAAUCUCCUCUCAACAAAUUCUGCGACAACCAGAUCAGUACGGCCAAGUACAGCGUGUUGACGUUUCUACCUCGAUUCUUGUAUGAGCAGAUUAGGAGAGCUGCUAAUGCCUUCUUCCUCUUCAUUGCCUUAUUACAGCAAAUUCCAGACGUAUCGCCAACAGGACGAUACACCACCCUGGUGCCAUUGAUCAUCAUUUUAACAAUUGCAGGCAUCAAAGAGAUUGUAGAAGAUUAUAAACGACAUAAGGCAGACAAUGCAGUUAACAAGAAGAAAACAAUAGUGUUGAGAAAUGGUAUGUGGCACACCAUCGUGUGGAAAGAGGUGGCAGUGGGAGACAUCGUGAAGGUCCUCAAUGGGCAGUAUCUUCCAGCAGACAUGGUCCUGUUCUCCUCCAGUGAGCCUCAGGGGAUGUGCUAUGUUGAAACCGCUAACCUGGAUGGGGAGACGAACCUUAAAAUACGACAGGGCUUGAGCCACACGACCGACAUGCAGACAAGGGAAGUGCUGAUGAAGCUGUCGGGAAGGAUAGAGUGUGAAGGGCCCAAUCGCCACCUCUACGACUUCACUGGCAACUUGCACUUGGAUGGGAAGAGCUCCGUGGCCCUCGGGCCUGAGCAGCUCUUGCUGAGAGGCACGCAGCUCAGGAACACCCAGUGGGUCUUUGGCGUUGUUGUAUACACCGGACACGACAGCAAACUCAUGCAGAAUUCAACAAAAGCGCCUCUCAAGAGGUCGAACGUUGAGAAGGUAACCAAUGUACAGAUCCUGGUGCUGUUUGGCAUCCUCUUGGUUAUGGCGCUGGUGAGCUCAGUGGGGGCCCUGUUUUGGAAUGGAUCUCAUGGCGGAAAGAGUUGGUACAUCAAGAAGAUGGAAACGAGCUCAGAUAAUUUUGGCUACAACCUGCUGACGUUUAUCAUCUUGUACAACAAUCUGAUUCCCAUCAGCCUGCUGGUGACACUGGAGGUUGUGAAGUACACGCAAGCCCUCUUCAUAAACUGGGACACAGAUAUGUAUUAUAUGGAAAAUGACACUCCUGCAAUGGCCAGGACAUCAAACCUUAAUGAAGAGCUUGGGCAGGUGAAAUACCUGUUUUCUGACAAGACUGGAACCCUUACAUGUAAUAUUAUGAACUUCAAGAAGUGUAGCAUUGCUGGCGUAACCUAUGGCCACUUCCCGGAACUAGCCCGAGAGCCAUCCUCAGAUGACUUCUGCCGGAUAGCUCCUUGCCCCAGUGAUUCAUGUGACUUUAAUGACCCCAGGCUGUUAAAGAACAUUGAGGAUCAGCAUCCCACAGCCCCUUGCAUACAAGAGUUCCUUACCCUGCUGGCUGUGUGCCACACCGUGGUCCCUGAGAAAGACGGAGACGAAAUCAUCUACCAGGCUUCCUCCCCAGAUGAAGCUGCUUUGGUCAAAGGCGCUAAGAAGCUUGGCUUCGUGUUUACCGGCAGGACGCCAUACUCGGUCAUCAUCGAGGCGAUGGGACAAGAACAGACGUUUGGAAUCCUCAAUGUCCUGGAAUUUUCUAGUGACAGAAAAAGAAUGUCCGUCAUUGUUCGAACACCAUCAGGACAACUCCGACUCUACUGCAAGGGAGCUGAUAAUGUAAUCUUUGAAAGACUUUCUAAAGACUCAAAGUACAUGGAGGAGACGUUGUGCCAUCUGGAAUAUUUUGCCACCGAAGGCCUGCGGACUCUGUGUGUGGCCUAUGCAGACCUCUCUGAGAAUGAGUAUGAGGAGUGGCUGAAGGUCUACCAAGAGGCCAGCAUGAUACUGAAGGACAGAGCCCAGAGGCUGGAGGAAUGCUACGAGAGCAUUGAGAAGAAUUUACUGUUACUUGGAGCUACAGCCAUCGAAGAUCGUCUUCAAGCAGGGGUUCCAGAAACCAUAGCUACUCUGUUGAAGGCAGAAAUCAAGAUAUGGGUGUUAACAGGAGACAAACAAGAAACGGCAAUUAACAUCGGCUAUUCCUGUCGGCUGGUGUCACAGAACAUGGCCCUUAUCCUGCUGAAGGAGGACUCUUUAGAUGCAACAAGGGCAGCCAUCACUCAGCACUGCACAGACCUUGGGGAUUUGCUGGGCAAAGAGAAUGACGUCGCCCUCAUCAUUGACGGCCACACCCUGAAGUAUGCACUCUCCUUUGAAGUCCGCAGAAGUUUCCUGGAUCUGGCGCUCUCGUGCAAAGCAGUCAUCUGCUGCAGAGUAUCUCCACUGCAGAAGUCUGAGAUCGUGGACGUUGUGAAGAAGCGGGUGAAGGCCAUCACCCUGGCCAUCGGAGACGGUGCCAACGACGUGGGCAUGAUCCAGACAGCCCACGUGGGGGUCGGGAUCAGCGGGAACGAGGGCAUGCAGGCCACCAACAACUCAGAUUACGCCAUCGCACAGUUUUCCUACUUGGAGAAGCUGCUUUUGGUUCACGGAGCCUGGAGCUAUAAUCGGGUGACCAAGUGCAUCCUCUACUGUUUCUACAAGAAUGUGGUCCUCUACAUCAUUGAGCUUUGGUUCGCCUUUGUUAAUGGAUUUUCUGGGCAGAUUUUGUUUGAGCGCUGGUGCAUCGGCUUGUACAAUGUGAUCUUCACCGCCUUGCCGCCCUUCACUCUUGGAAUCUUCGAGAGGUCCUGUACUCAGGAGAGCAUGCUCAGAUUUCCACAGCUCUACAAGAUCACCCAGAAUGCAGAAGGCUUCAACACCAAGGUUUUCUGGGGUCACUGCAUCAAUGCGUUGGUCCACUCCCUCAUCCUCUUCUGGCUUCCCAUGAAAGCAUUGGAGCACGAUACUCCACUAGCAAGUGGUCAAGCCACAGACUACUUGUUUGUUGGAAAUAUUGUUUACACGUACGUUGUGGUUACAGUUUGUCUGAAAGCUGGUUUGGAGACAACAGCUUGGACUAAAUUCAGUCACCUGGCCGUGUGGGGAAGCAUGCUGAUCUGGCUGGUGUUCUUUGGUGUCUACUCAACCAUCUGGCCGACCAUCCCCAUCGCUCCUGACAUGAAAGGGCAGGCAACCAUGGUCCUGAGCUCUUCGUACUUCUGGUUGGGAUUGUUCCUGGUUCCGACGGCAUGUUUGAUCGAAGAUGUGAUGUGGAGAGCGGCCAAGCACACCUGCAAAAAGACGCUGCUGGAAGAAGUGCAGGAGCUGGAGACCAAGUCCCGAGUGAUGGGGAAAGCGAUGCUGCGAGACAGUAAUGGAAAGAGGUUGAAUGAGCGCGACCGUCUGAUCAAGAGGCUGAGCAGGAAGACACCCCCAACUCUCUUCCGUGCAGGCUCCAUCCAGCAGUGUGUCACCCAUGGGUAUGCCUUUUCUCAAGAAGAACAUGGAGCUGUCACACAGGAGGAAAUAGUCCGUUCUUACGACACCACCAAAAAGAAGUCGAGGAAGAAAUAAGAGGCUUUUUGUUUUUCCCCUGAUGGCUCCAAGGAAAGAGAUUCGGUUUGUUGCACGCAGCGUUAACAGUUUAGUCAGAAAAGACUGGCACCAGCAGCCCAACAUCGGAAGACACAUUUCUGUGGCCUUAGUCGACCAGUUUGUUAGCAGCUGUCUGUCCCCUUGCAGUCCCAGGGUAUAGGGGUCAGGGGAAGCCAUUCUCCUCCCGGCUUGUCUGCAGCGCUUGGCCCGACUUCUGUUUACGUCGUUAUGAAGCAUUCAGCUGGGCUCUGUGAGGUGUGAAAUUAAAAACUAUGUUUCACCAAUGCUUACACAUCAAUACUAGUGGUUCUGGGAGAGAGGAAAGGGCAUUCAUUACAUUACUAGAGACCAGUCCUGUGUAAUUGGAACAGGGUACACUUACUUCCUGUUUGGUUCGUGCACAGAUCAUACACGCCCAGAUUUCUGCAGAUUGCUCACUCACUCUGAUUCCUGGUUUGUUUGUCUGAAGUUGGCAUAAACUUCUUGAUUGCAGUGAAAUCAGGAAAACAUACGGUUGAGGGAUAAACCUGAGAAAGUUUCAUUGGCUCUUUCAGCCACAGCCUCAGCAAGGCAACCAGCCAGUGUCCCAUGCCUUCUGCACCUAUUUUAGGUCCAGACCUUCAGUCUUACCACUGCAACCCUGUGCUCUUGACCUCAAAGCUGUACAGCUGGCCCCUGGGUGUGGUGCGUCACCGCUCCGAGCCACACAUCCAAGCUCUGUGUGUCUUUGUUUCUCUGUACAUUCAGAUAAGGAUGUCAGAAAUCUCUAGCCUAGUCCCACCCUACCCCUGUCCUGCCUCCUGCUGCCCUGUAACUCCAAACUGAGGAGAAGCAGCUAUCCCAUAACCAGCCUGGAUACUUCGCUGUCUGCUUCCGAUGGGACCCUGUGGGUGAGGGCAGCAGACUGUACACCACUUCCAAGCUAGGCCUCUAGCAACCUCUCAGAACCGACACCUGCUUCCUGGAAGCUCAGGACACUUUAGACCUUCUGCUGUUUGGAGGUGAGCUUAUAACGGCGUCUGAGCACUGAAGGAACAGAGCUGCCAACUGUAAUUCUAGAAUCAGGGUGACCCAGAAGGAUAGCAUGGGGCAGAGAGAGGUAGGGAAGGGGACCCCAGAUCUCCCUGGAAAGUGACAAAGGACAUGAGACUCAGGAGGCAGACAUAGAGGACAUUUUCAUCAGCUCUCCAUGGAAGUUCUGAAGUCCUACUCUUGACAGACAGUUGUGAUCAGCCCACGUACACCAAAGCAGAAACCAGACCUUUUCCCACAGAGGUUUUUUUUGUUUUGUUUAUUUUCUUGAGACCAAGUCUUACAUGCUAUGCCAGUCUAGCUUUGAACACACCUGCUAGUCCAGGCAAGCCUCAAACUCUCAACAAUUCCUCAGACUCCUACAGAUGGUUUCCUUUCUGUAUCCCACAAAUUUUAGACCCAAGGGCCUCUCUUCAGCGGUGGCUUGGGUUCUAAAUGAAGAAAGGGAAUGCCGGUUUUCAGCUUUGAGCACUGUAGAACCCCACUCUGAGUUAGAACAGAACCUCGGUGCUCCAAGGCUGCAUGUGAGAACUGAGGGAGGGGGGCUCCCCAAAAAUGCAGGCCCACUAGCAUCCUUUCUUCCCUUUACUUUGGCUGCCAAACUCCGAAAGCCCAGAUUUUGGAUGGCACCUGUUCCUGGGUAACGUGGUAUCAUACCACUGGGGAUGCUGCACUAGCUUAGAAACAAAGCAGCAGCAGCAGUGGGAUGGCUGAGCAGCCCAAGGUGCUGCCCUCAGGAAAAGAAGUGACACCGUGCUUUGCUUCCUAACCCUUUACCUUUGGAAUAUCGGAGGCCAGUGGGCACUGGAAAAGCGUGGAUAUGAUUUACACUGAGUAAGAGGACUGAUUCCCACUUAGGAAGUAACCAGGAUACUGAGAAGACUUGAAAGGAGGAAAGGUGAAGCAAUUAACUACAAUCUUGGAAGUGACCUCCCUUUGCUCCCUGAGGCAAGUAAAAAAAAAAAGUCUUGUGUGCCCAGCAAGCUGAAUCCCAACAGUGUGUACAACACAGGAGAAACAGCAGAAAGUGCCUCAGACCAGGGGGCCAGCCAUGGUUUACCUCUGUUGGUAUUGCACCCCCACAGAGGUGGGGGCAGAACGGUGGAGGGAAGGGGAAACCAACUGAAUGUGCCCUGGGAUCUCCACUGCUCAUCUUUCUGUCUGUCUUUCUGUCUUUCUUUUUUUCAACUUUAAAGUCUGAAUUUAUUUGGAGAGAAAACAACCCUCAAUCUAAAGUUUGGGAUUUGAUAUCCCAGGACAUCUCCCAAGGAAUAUCUAUAGAUUACAGAUCAUUUCAUAGGAAAAAUAUUUUUGCACAAAUUUUACAUGUGUUCAGAAGUGAGGCCUAAGUCAAUCCCUGCUUUUAUUUUAACAGAGAGCAGGACACAACAGCUUUCUUUUGGAAGGGAAAUAGCCAUGAAGAGGGCAAACUACCUCUUCACUGUCUACAACCAAUGGUUUUUUAAAAACCCAUUCUGUAGGUCGCUUUCUAGCUACGAGCCAAUCAAGUCUACCGGAUAAGUGGCUGCUAUGCCCACUCUGAGCACGCUGAACCAGCGCUUGCACACGAAGACCCAGGCAUUAUUUGUCUGCAGGUGCCCCGGCUUCCUGCAGCAGGGGAACUUGCCGUCUUUGGAGAUGACCCUACAAAGCUGCAUAUCAAAGCAGACAGGUCAAGCCCCUGUACUGCAAGAGAAACCAGGACCUUGUUCAACACUUCCUGGCAUUAUCGUUUAUUCUUAAGGGGAGUUAAGAAACCAGUCCUCCUAAGCAGAAAACCGUGCAGUCUGAGAUACCUUGUGAACCCAAGCACCGAUGUGGGCUCUGGUGAAGGAAAGACAGAAACCACCCCAACUGAAGGCCAAACUGUUCUCCAAGGGGGUGAAAGCAACAGGAGCAGGCAGGCGGGGGCAGGAGAGCUGGAGCACUUGAGAAAAGCAGCGGUUCCUCGGGACUUUCCGGUGCCUAACAUAGAUAUCUUUGAGAACGGGUGUGUGACUUACAGAGCCUACUUUUGGGAGGCUGACAGCAUCAUCAAGAACAUGAGAUGGCCAGAGUGACAAGGCUUUGAAAAACUGUGGGUAUAUUUUAAAGUUUAGAAAGGACAGUGUGGAGAAGGGGCAAAGCCAGGAUGCACAAGACUAGUUUGAUUUGCUCUGGAAUGUUCCAGGGCGGAGUGACUAGGAGAGGGCACGAGGUGUGGAUGGAGGUCUGCUUGGUACAGCUGUGUCCUUCAUUCCCGUCUUCACCAUCCACGAGAGAGCUGCCUACUUGCUUGUAGAACUGACCUUGGAGGCUGUGUCCUCCUUGGGUUUCUCUGGCUCAGGUGCUGAUCUGGAGUGAUGACCCUUUUUGCCGUCUUCCUGUCCAACUCCUUCCAGUAGUCUUUGUUCCCUCCUUCUCCAGGACCAGCUAGAGUUCCCACUUUGGCCUUUGGGGACACUCGCCUUAUCUAUCUUGUUUUCUUCUUUCCUUUCUAAUCUUUCCUUAGAUUCUUUCCUUAGGGCUGAGCAGGAGCUACUUUCCCUCCAUCCCUUGUAGAGGACUGCUGCUCUGUGUCUGAGCACUGCGAUCCAGCAGGAGGGUCAGAGAUCGCUGCCCCCACAUGUUCUCCUUUGGUGGAAGGGCUGGCGUUACCUUUAGAGGCUGAUCAGGUUUAGGAGAGGUUGGAGAGUGACAAUCGUCUUCUUUGUUAGUGUUUCAUUUUCUAGAGACCUCUCGCUUCUUGCCUUCAGGUAUCGGCCAGACAUGGCUGAGGCCCUAGUCUGUGAUGACUCACUUCCUGUCUGCAGCUCUUCUCUUUCCUGAGUUCACUUGGCCAACUUGGGUGUCCCUUUCUGGGGUCGGCCAUCAAAUUUUGGCUCAUCCAGCUGGCCCUGCAACUUCCCCUGUUCCUUCUGGAGCUGAUCUUCUCUUCCCCUAUCAGCUGGGUCAACAUGCUUUGCCCCUUCAAAGGUAGAGUCUGCUCAACUGGACUGGGAGAUGUUAGCGAAGGAAUUAGCUUCCUUAGUAGCACCCUGGGGCUUUCUGUGCAGUUUGGACUUUGGAGGUGUGGGGGGGGUUGUGGAAGUGGGGGAAUUCUCUGUCAUCAAACCUAUAAUCAUCCUGAAAGCAAUCAUCCCUGGAGUUCCAGGUCUAAUCAAUUGCCUCAUCUGUCAUACCUGUCUUCAUCCUACCUCCUCUGUAGUCAUCAUGCUUAUGGUUCUCACUACCAAAUGCUCUUCUGCCACUGCCUAUCAUGAAGUCAUAUGGUCAUAGUCUCUGCUUCCUCUGACACCAAAGCUAUCCUGGCACCCAUAGUGAUCCGUUUCUCAGCAUGGGCCAUCCUGAUACUGCUCUGAAGCAUAACAAUUUCGAUUGUUGGGGAACGUCACCUUUCCUAGGUAGAUAGUUCUCAAAGCUGUAUGCAACGGGGCGGACCCUCCUGUCUGUGUCUGUUUUGUUAUCAUCUCUAUUUCUAUCUCAACAACAACAACAAAAAUCAUUUCUGUCUUCAUCCACUGCUUGAUUAGCCACGUCCACUCAGAUUCUUGUUACCUAGAGACUUCUCACUGAUACUCUGACCACUGAGUGGAGCACUCAGGUCCUCUCAUUCUCCACAGCCAAACCCUUCAACCUGUUUGGAAUGCUGGGGUCACGUGGCAAGUAGAUAGUGCUGAUACUUCAUCCUCUAAGAAUUCCUUAAUGGAGUCUUCUGACACAUCACAGCGCUGGUUCCCUAGGAAAGCAGUGUAGGAUGGUGCUUUGGGAAGGCAGCUCUAGUGAAUAUUUGGUUCCUGAGCAGCUCAUGGAGCAGUGGGAAGGAGGGCACAGUGUAUUGGAAGUACCACAUCGCCAUCCUUACAAUGGCAGGUCACCUGUUUCAUCAGCCUACCUGGCUGGGGGCAGAGGUGCUUCCUCCCCACCUUCAGCCAGAAAGCCUGUCAGGGAGGUGGCCUUCCCCAUCUUCAUCUUCCUCUUAGCUGAGGCCACCACGUUGGGAGAGGAAAAGAGAACAGGAAGGCUCUACUCACUGUUCAUUUUCAUUCAGGAACUAAACCCAUUUGGAAAGAUUAAGCAAAAAUUCAGCUUUUUGUCAAUUCUUAGCCCUCUCUUGAAGGCCCUAAAUCAGAUUAGUGAAUGAAAGUGUUUGUUUGGAGUUUUUUGUUUUCUUGUCUUUUGACUUUCUAGUGUGCAUUUUCCUGAAGCAUUUUUUUUUUUCUUUUCUUUUGAGAAGUAGACUAAACAUUCUCUGCAAUAAUGAGGUAUACAGGCAGGAGAAAACAUUUCUGGGAGGGCUGAUUUUCUAUUUUCUCUCUCCUGAUUAAGCUUUCUCCUAGCCAAAUGACUAAAUUGGGUUUCUAGGCAAACCAGCUGUCAUGGUGUGUGAUGCCUAGUAUUUAUGCAGGGCCCACUGGGGAGCCAUGUCAUGUGUCCUGUCUUUAAAUUGAGGUCAGAGUGCCUCACACACAACCCCUCCCUGGGGAGUGGAGUAGACUGGACUAGGUCGCACACACUGGCUGUCAGCUCAGUGGAAAUGUCAUGUGGGGCAUGUCACUCCUGUCACAUAGUUUGUGACCCUUGCCUGGCAGGUCAGCUUCGGUCAGCACUUCCAGGCCUGCCUCUGGAUUGAGCUAAGGGUUGGGCUUACUCACAGAAGGCUCUUAUGUCUGGCUAGAUCCUGUUCCUGAAACUGUAAACAGCCAGGAGAACCCCUUCAACUUAGCUCUGGAUUCUGCCACGCUCCCCACACCCCCAGGGAUGGCUGUAGUGUAGACAGCACACACUGAGAUUGGUGGCAAUACCCUGCCCAUCUCUACCGGGCUACCUGGAUUAGCACCGCCCAGCGGGUUGGGGUCCACUAUGGGAUAGUACUAGAAGCAGAGCAGAUGUGCCUGCUGCCUCAGGGCAGAACAGUCCGGAUUUUCAGAUCAGUAUUAUUUUUCCCAUCUUCUAACACUCACACAAACACAAAAACAAAGUCAUGAGAGCGAGAUAGAUAACUGUGCUCUGGCAAAAGAGACAGUGCUUCUUCAAUGUUUAUAACGAAAUUGCCAGACAGUGACCCUGGGCUUCAGCAGAGUCCAGCUGAGCAUUUUUUUCUUUGAUAAGCCUUCAAGUAUGCACGGCAAAAAUCAGUAAUGACUAAUCAGGAAGCAAUGGAUGAUUUUGUUGUUGUCGUCUACACUGGCUUUGAACUCACUCUGAACGGAAGCUGCCCUUGAACAUCCGGCCUCCUGAAAAGUGUUUUAUUGUAUGUUUGUUUUGCUGUGCUGGGGCUGGAACUCAGGACCUUGUGAACGCUAGGCUAGUGUUUGCCAUUGAGCUACUUACGUUCCCAAUCAGUGAAUGUUUUUUAUUUGUGUUGUUUUGUUUCAGCGAAACAAUCUGAAAAUGUAAAUGGAUAUGUAGGCUUUGAGAUUUUUUUUUAAAUAAAGAAAGCUAUCAUCCAUAA
Molecule: messenger RNA, 10297 nt
Organism: Meriones unguiculatus (Mongolian gerbil)
Lineage: Eukaryota; Metazoa; Chordata; Mammalia; Rodentia; Muridae
Gene: Atp8a2
Product: ATPase phospholipid transporting 8A2
Exons: 37
Coding region: 244-3810 (1188 amino acids)
Biological process (GO): phospholipid translocation; neuron development
Cellular component (GO): plasma membrane
Molecular function (GO): ATP binding; ATP hydrolysis activity; magnesium ion binding
Source: RefSeq, a predicted model, not a curated record